UGCGUACAACGGAAAACGGAAGUGCGAUUUUUUUUUCAGCACAACAGGCGAAGUUUGCGCUCGCUUGGUUUUUGAGUUUCCUUUUGUUUAUUUGACGCUUUGUGUGACCGGUGAUGUUUGUUUAGCUACGUUAAGGAUUCGGACGAUAUAAUUGCUUAACAAUGGCCAAAGAAAAGCGACACAGAAGAAGAGAGUCUCCGGAGAGGGAGCCUAAAGUGAAGGUAAAGCAGGAGAAACUAAGCCCCGUUGACGCUAGGCCGCAGAGAUCACGUCGGUCCAGGUCGAGGUCUAGUGGCAAUUCAAGUCCACAAAGAAGAAGAACAAGCAGAUCACCUGUCAGGACAAGGGAUCGCUCACCGGGCAGGAGAGCAUCAUCUCCUGCUAGACGAGGCAGCAGAUCGCCCAGAAACCGGAGAAGCCGAAGUCCUGCGCGUGGGGCUGAUGUAAAAAUAAAGCGGGAGCGGGAUGAGCAUCGGGCCAGUGGUGAUGAGCGGAGGAGAAGAAAUGAACAGCCAGAGGAGAGACGUAGCAGGUGGGAGACCGACAGACCCAAAGACAGAGACCGUGGCGGAGACAGACACAGAGAACGGGACGCACUUGCCUCCCAACAAGCUGAGCGACAGCAACAUGAUGAGCGUCGCAGAGAAAAUCGUCAGCGCCGUGAAGAAAACCAAGAACAUGAUUUUGGGCACUCUGAAGAAGGGCACGAUGACACAACAGCUCCUCCUGCUGAUAAGGAGAAGCCCAACUUCGAACUGUCAGGGGCGCUUACAGAAGACACAAACACAUUCCGAGGCGUGGUGAUCAAGUACAAUGAGCCCCCUGAAGCUCGCAUUCCCAAGCGAAGGUGGCGACUAUACCCUUUCAAAAAUGAUGAACCUCUCCCAGUCAUGUACAUUCACAGACAGAGCGCAUAUCUGUUGGGACGACAGAGAAAAAUAGCAGAUAUCCCCAUCGACCACCCAUCCUGCUCCAAGCAACAUGCAGUAUUUCAGUAUAGGCUGGUGGAGUUCACACGUUCUGAUGGCACCGCUGGUCGCAGGGUAAAGCCUUACAUAAUCGACCUGGCUUCUGGCAACGGCACCUACCUGAACAACCAGCGCAUUGAGUCCCAGCGCUAUUAUGAACUCAAAGAGAAGGAUGUUCUCAAGUUUGGCUUCAGUAGCCGUGAGUAUGUUCUCCUCCAUGAAUUCUCUGACACCAGUGAGGUGGAUGCCAAGGAGGAAGAGGAUGACGAAGGCCUUGAUGCGUAAAUCACACAUUCUAUAAAGUCAUCAGACAAAAUAAUGUAAUUUUCAGUGAUUUCAAAAGACAUCAGUUUCUGGAGGGGAUCGAAUUAGAAAAUAACUGAUAAAUGUAGGACUGAAAAUGGUGUCAAAUUAAAGGAGCAACACUGCUUUGUACAUUCUGUAACUAUUGGAUUAUUGCUUUAACCUGCCAUAACUGUCUCAAAGGGGACUUUUUCUCAGGUUGGUCUUUGUGAUGCAUGACUAAUCUUUCUUCUGACAGUGCUUACAAUAAAAACAGUGCUCCGUGUCAGAGAAAAAAUUCUUGCUAAGCAGUUAAGUAUAUAUAUUUUCAAAAACAGCACUGAGUUCAAAGUGUAGCUGCAGACCCGUGUCUAAGUCCAGGCUGUAUAUGUUGAUGUACACAUGAUGAUGUGGAAUGUGAUCUCUAGACUCGUGUUUAAAUAAGCUUUGCUUAUUGUAAGAGUACUCCUACAUGAAUAUAUAUCGCCUUUUUGCUUUGUAGUGAAGGGAAUAUAGCUGAUGGUAUUGUGUAAGCAAAGACUUCCACUUUUAUUUUUGUCUUUUCAGAGGCUCACAGGAUUUAUAGUAAACUUCAAUUUUGUAUUGUAAAUAAAAAAUCUUUGUCUCGAA
This is a messenger RNA of Betta splendens (Siamese fighting fish), 1880 nucleotides long. It is a transcript of the gene snip1, whose product is annotated as Smad nuclear interacting protein. The transcript is spliced from 4 exons. The record is from RefSeq and is a predicted model, not a curated record. Gene Ontology annotation, molecular function: mRNA binding; protein binding. NCBI's taxonomy places the organism in Eukaryota, Metazoa, Chordata, Actinopteri, Anabantiformes, Osphronemidae. The coding region runs from base 162 to 1253 and encodes 363 amino acids. Gene Ontology annotation, biological process: miRNA processing. Gene Ontology annotation, cellular component: nucleus.